AUGGCGACUAGCUCAGGCACAACGUCAAUCGCCACUCCGGGCCAGCUGUUGGGCCCGGCAUCCAAGUUCCAGCCCGGCCCAGGCACGCACAUCCACAACUCGAACCUGUACUCGUCGCUGCUCGGCGUCGUGCACGCCAGCCAGCCGGCCAAGCCGCCGGGGCCGUCGAAGCGGCUGACCAAGAUCACGGUACCGACGCAGACGCCGGCGGAGCUGCCCACGCUCUCCGUGUCGCGGACCGGCGUGUCGGAGAAGCGCGAGGUGCUGCCCGAGGUCGGCAACACGGUGCUGUGCCGCGUGACGCGCAUCACGCCGCGCCAGGCCGUCGUCGCCAUCCUCAUCUGCGGCGACACGGUGCUCGAGGCCGAGUGGCAGGGCCUCAUCCGCGUCCAGGACGUCCGCGCCACCGAGAAGGACAAGGUCAAGAUCUACGAGAGCUUCCGCCCGGGAGACAUUGUCCGCGCCGAAGUGAUCUCGCUCGGCGACCAGGCUAACUUCUACCUCUCGACGGCACGCAACGAGCUGGGCGUUAUCCUGGCAACGAGCGAGGCCGGCAACAAUAUGUACCCAGUCAACUGGAAGGAGUACAUGGACCCCGAGACGGGGCUGAGCGAGCUCAGAAAGGUCGCAAAGCCCUAUUGA
Messenger RNA from Lasiosphaeria miniovina, 642 nucleotides. RefSeq lists its product as uncharacterized. Gene Ontology annotation, biological process: RNA processing. Gene Ontology annotation, cellular component: nuclear exosome (RNase complex); cytoplasm. Gene Ontology annotation, molecular function: RNA binding. Lineage: Eukaryota; Fungi; Ascomycota; Sordariomycetes; Sordariales; Lasiosphaeriaceae. The transcript has 2 exons. The record is from RefSeq and is a predicted model, not a curated record. The coding region runs from base 1 to 642 and encodes 213 amino acids.